This is a messenger RNA of Colletotrichum higginsianum IMI 349063, 1668 nucleotides long. Its product is annotated as Integral membrane protein. Gene Ontology annotation, cellular component: plasma membrane. Gene Ontology annotation, molecular function: G protein-coupled receptor activity. Lineage: Eukaryota; Fungi; Ascomycota; Sordariomycetes; Glomerellales; Glomerellaceae. Gene Ontology annotation, biological process: adenylate cyclase-activating G protein-coupled receptor signaling pathway. The record is from RefSeq and is a predicted model, not a curated record. The transcript is spliced from 2 exons. Bases 1 to 1668 code for a protein of 555 amino acids.
AUGAACGAGUCGCCAGACCACUACGAUUCGGAUAACUCGCCCUACUCGAUCCGUCCGCUGCCGCCGGUGCUCCGCAAUGGCCUCGCCGCGGUGGCCGCCAUGGGGUUCAUCUCCUUCUUCACGAGCCUCGGCCUGCUCGCGUUCCUCACGUACAAGCUGAUAUCGUGGAGCAACGGGCCACCGACGCCCAAGAAGGCGGACCCCAUCGCCAAGGUCGAGUCGCCAAGGCCGACGGACACGGCGUUCGUCAUCCCGACCAACUGGGCCGCCGCCGCCGACGCCGCCGACGCCGAGGCCGAGAAGGCGGCCAAGAAGGGUUGGUUGCGGAGGGCGAUCGACGAGCCGCCCAACCAGUUCCUCGUGCUGAUCUUCAACCUGCUUCUGGCCGACAUCCAGCAGGCGUUGGCGUUCCUGCUCAACGUCGAGUGGCUGACGAGGAACGCCAUCGAGGUCGGCACGGGCACUUGCUGGACGCAGGGCUGGUUCGUAUCGACGGGCGACCUGGCCUCGUCCGUCUUCAUCACGGGCAUCGCCAUCCACACCUACAUGUCCAUCGUCUCGAACAAGAAGAUCCCGACCUGGGCCUUCCACACGGCCAUCGUCAUGAUGUGGGCCUUUGUGUACGGCACGGGCAUCCUUGGUGUCAUCGUUACGGAAAACGGGAGGAAAGAGGGAGGUCUCUACGUCAGAGCCGGUGCCUGGUGCUGGAUCAACUCCAAGUACCAGGACAUCCGCCUGACUCUCCAUUACCUGUGGAUCUUCAUCUCCCUGAUUCUCACAACCAUGAUUUAUUUGGCAGUAUUCUUCCAUUUACAGAGAGUAGCAAGAAAAAGCGGCGGUGUCGUCCCUUGCUGUGGCAACCCCGUCAUACCUGAAAUACGGCCAUCGAGCUGUGGCGGGAGCAGCUCAUCAAGCUGUAGUAGCGGAUCGUCGUUGAGGAACACAACACGGAGUCCUUGCGGCAGCCAGAAGUCCAGGAUAUGGCGUCCCAUUUGCGUGUCAACGAUAUUGAGGCACCUCCCCGGCCUACCGGACUACGCCCGCCAACACACGUUUCUCCUGUACCCCCUGGUCUACGUUGUCUGCACCACACCUCUGGCGGCCGGCCGCCUCGCAUCUAUGGCCGGCCAUGAAGUCUCGCUGGCCUACUUCUGCUUCGCAGGGGCCAUGAUCGCCUGCAACGGCUGGAUGGACGUCGCCCUCUACUCCUCGACACGGCGGUCCAUCGUCUUCUCUUCCGAAGGGCCGCCCACCCAGGACGUCGGCCUGGAAACCUUCACCUUCAUGUGCAGCACGCCCCCCAGGUUUGGCAACACGACGACCGUCGUGGGCGGGGUAGACCCCAAGGGGAAACAGAGCACUUGCAACAAGAAGUGGUGCGGCAAGCUCGCGAGGAAGGGCCCCCAGUCGGGCGGCCUCAAGGGGCUCAAGGUCGAGUGCAUCGAGAGCACCGAGAGCACGGACAGCAUGAAAGGGUUCGGCAUGGGGCAGGGGUCUGUCAUGGGCAUGGCGAUCCAGUGCGAGACCACGACGAGCGUCUCGGUCGAGGUCAACACGCUGGCGACGCCGCCGACGAGACCGGAGCUCGCCGCCGCCGGCAGGAAACUGAGCAACGCGAGCAGCUUCACCGUCGACUCUACCAAGUCGUCGAGUUUCAUUACGGAAUGA